Messenger RNA from Dreissena polymorpha, 2165 nucleotides. RefSeq lists its product as uncharacterized. NCBI's taxonomy places the organism in Eukaryota, Metazoa, Mollusca, Bivalvia, Myida, Dreissenidae. Bases 441 to 1454 code for a protein of 337 amino acids. The record is from RefSeq and is a predicted model, not a curated record. The transcript is spliced from 2 exons.
AGUGUUCGCGUACAAUAUGUGGAUUUAUUGGAUUUUAUAUCACAUGUUCAAUGUAUUAUUAGCGAUAAUACAGGAUAUUAUUUUAGUUUUUUUUAGUAACAAGAGUUAAACUUUAGAUUGUGAUUGUGUAAAGUGUAAUAUGAUCAAUACUGGUUGAACUGGAACACAAAAUCAACAUCGCUCAAAUAUAAUUUUAAUUAAAUACAUUUUGUAAUUAAUAAUGUCGACAAUUUAAAAGAGGCCGCAAUCCACUGCCGUACAAACCAUAAAUAUGCUCCUCUAGCAUUGAAAAUUGGUGCAAAACAAGUUAUUGGUUACAUCUAGAAGGCUAUUCGCGGGGAUAAGUACAUUGCAAUUGCGCGCCUUAUUCAUGUUAUUGGUGAACAGGGUGUUUCUUAUCGUAUGUCAAGCGAGCAGACAACAUUAAUAGGCUAAGAACGAUGAAGGUUCGUGUGUCACGUGCAUAUUUAUUAUUGACGCUUAUGUUGGGAGUGACAGGAAUACUGGCUUCCGUUAUAUAUUUGUAUAACUACGAGGCUUAUAUUAAACUUGUAAACAUAUUCACCCAUCAGUUUGAUUUGCGAGUAAUUGUCAUAGCGUUUGAUCGGGCACAUUCUGUCCUUCGUUUACUAGAAUCUCUGAACAGGGCUGACUAUGAAAAUGACAAUGUCAAGCUGGAGGUCUGGCUAGACCGUUCUAUAAAUGGAACCGUGGACCAAUUAACGGCGCAAACAGCGCGGGAAUUCCAGUUCCGUCACGGCGCGUAUGAUGUGAUCGUGCAUCCACGACAUGUUGGCAUAUAUGGGCAAUGGUUAUCUACAUGGAAUCCGAACAUUAAUCCGCUAGAAAUAGCCGUGAUUCUCGAAGAUGACCUCGAGGUGUCGCCACUAUUCUAUAGGUAUCUGAAGCUUGUGCAUUUAAAAUAUGACCAUGACCCGGAAAUUAACGGUUUUGCACUGCAAGGUCUGUCCAUUCAUCACGGGGUAAAAACAAGGCAGCGUUUCAUUAACUACAGAGAUGGCCAGUGUGUGUACCUAUAUCCGGUCCUGGGAACCUGGGGAUUUUCGCCGAGCAGAAAGAAUUGGGUUCGAUUCUUGGACUGGUAUGCGGAGGCAAGAAAAACACCCGACUUUAAACCGGAUGUUCCUGGGAAUGUAGCGACCUCUUGGUAUAACGUAUUGCUUGCACAGGGAAAGUCCAACACAAUGUGGUCGAUUUGGCAUAUUCACUUCGCCUGGAAGCACAAUGAGUACACGUUGUAUCCGAAUUUUAAAGAUCACCAGGGUCUGACCACGAACUGGAUGGAGCCCGGCUUGCAUUACAAGGCGAACAGGUCGAGACAAUCGAACCCUCUUCUAAAGACCUGGAAACCCGAAUGUGAGAAUAUGCCAGCACUUCCGGCCCGUCUAGAUAUAGACGGAAACUUUUCUAGUCCGCCUAUCCUUAAUAGUUAGCGAAAAGAACUCAAGUCCAUAUGUACGUGUUUUUAGACGUUGACGUGAUCCUUAUUGCGCCGUUUUCUGCUGUGAUGACUCAUUUACCCGCGUGAAAAGUUCUGACGGUAUAUGUAGCACAGCUGCAAACUCACAUGCCUCUGAUAAAACAUAAAUGCUCAAAUUCCAUAGAAGUGACAUACAACUUACAAAAAAAAAUAUUGUACGGGUGAUUUUUGCAUACACGGGUCGAACUUGUAAUUAUGAAGGACCUUACAUAAUAAAGCAGAUUUUUUCAUCAUUGUUUUCACUCAAUUGUCUUGUAUAAUAUUAUUCCAUCAUCUACAAUCAUAUCCUGAACUAAAUAUACAGACAUUGUUAACAAAAAUGAUUACAAAUAUCAGUUAAUUGAAUUGAUUUAUCCCCAGGUGUAAUUUUAUUUAGAAGAAUAUUCAAAUUAUGGGUCAUCAUACAGAAAAAAUCACGUGUUGUCAGUUCGAAAAUAAGCAGAGAUUUUUAAAUGCAUGAUGAAUUAAAGACGGUCUUUUUGUUGGCAUGUUACCAUUUAAACCCUGCUUAUGUAAGUUUGGACUCCAGAUAAUAACUCAAAUAAGAAAUAGACAUUGCAUUUAAAAUUCCUGGUGUGAUAAUGUGCAUUUUUAAACAAGAGGAACCUUUCAUCCAGUAGAAUUACUGCGUGUCCAAUCCUAUUAAUAAUGCUAAAUAUAACGA